Molecule: messenger RNA, 1383 nt
Organism: Talaromyces marneffei
Lineage: Eukaryota; Fungi; Ascomycota; Eurotiomycetes; Eurotiales; Trichocomaceae
Exons: 2
Coding region: 1-1383 (460 amino acids)
Biological process (GO): mitochondrial transmembrane transport
Source: RefSeq, a predicted model, not a curated record
AUGUCGACCCAAGGUCGGCGCUCUCGGUUGGACAAAUCUUCGCCACCUGUGGAGGGAAGUUUAUAUGCGGAGUUUGUAGAAGACCAGGACUGGCAUGACCAUGAGACACGAGCGAUGACAUCUGUUAAAUCGACAGGUAGCCCUCUGGCUGCUGCUACACAGAAUGGAGCAGUCGGACAGAUUUCUGUUGGUCAGAGGAUGCUGUCGGCUACUGGCGGUAGCAUCCUGACGGCUCUACUAGUCACACCCUUAGAUGUCGUCCGAAUCCGCCAGCAGUCGCAAGCAUCUCCUAUCCACAACCUAUCCAAAUUCACCGCGCACACGACCGAUGCGUUCAGGGCACUACCGGCCGAUCUCGGCGUAACAGCAUGCUGUCGAGAAGUAUUCUGGAUCGGCAACAACCCGGAGAUGUGUCUAGUCGAGAACGGACCAAUGGCCAGGGCAAUAGAUUGCGCCGUGGAAGAUACACAACAGCGCCGAAUAAACUCCACGUUUGACGGGAUACGGAAAAUCGCACGGAAUGAAGGAGUCUUGACAUUAUGGCGUGGACUAGUACCGACGCUCGUCAUGAGUGUUCCCGGCAAUGUGAUUUAUCUAGCUGGAUACGAGUGGUUGAGGGUCGAUCCUCGCAGUCCGCUUCCACGCUAUAUACCGGAUGCAUAUCUGCCCCUGGUCGCAGGUAGUAUUGCGCGAGUAGCCGCAGCAUCGGCAAUCAGUCCUAUUGAGAUGUUCCGAACACGGCUUCAGGCGACACCGGGCACUGGUACAGGUCAUUUCCGCGCUACAUUCGAAGGUCUUCACCAAAUGACCCAAGCACGAGGAUAUAGCUCUCUAUGGCGAGGGCUGGGCUUGACAAUGUGGCGAGAUGUGCCAUUUUCAGGCCUGUAUUGGUGGGGCUACGAAGCUGUGCGAAACCUACUCACGGACGUUCGUGAACGAAAUAAUCAUAAUAAUCAUAACCUGCAUGAAGGACUGAGGAGUCGGCGCAAUUCUCAAUCCAGUCAAAGCACGGCUAUCACAAUGAUGGACAGUUUUAUAGCUGGAUCGGUAUCUGGCGCUGUGGCAGCAUUGGUCACAACACCAUUUGACGUAGGCAAGACACGGCAACAAAUAUUCCGACAUAGUGCCGACGAAGUCGCGAGCAGCGCGGCAACAGGAAGAAUUGGAUCAACUGCAGUCGUGCAUCCAGAAUUAUUAUCCAUGCCUCGAUUCUUGUUAUAUAUAUUCCAGCGUGAAGGUCUAGCCGGUCUUUUCAAAGGCUGGGUUGCCCGCUGUCUCAAAGUUGCUCCUGCUUGCGCUAUUAUGAUUUCGAGCUACGAGUUGGGCAAGAAGAUGGCCCUGGACGUUAAUACCAGACGACACUCCGAUGGUGACAACAUAUAA